AUGACCGAGGAGCCCACAGCGAUGCCGGUGGCGAUGCUGGCCCACCUGCCCCUGCUCGCUCGGAUUGCGCUUCUCGAGGACCUCAUCGUCGACGAGGUCCGGCGGGGCGGCAUCCUGCCCCGCCUCUGCGCCCUGGAGGCGGAGGUGGCGCUGUGGGGCGAGGCGGUGGCGAAGGCCCAGGGCGUGAAGCCGCGCAUGGAGGCCAUCGAGGGAAUCUUGCGCGACCGGGGGCAGCUCCCCUGCGGGGGUCAGCAGGCGCGCGAGGCAGCAGCCCUGCACGCCGGGCGGGCGGCGGCCGCGGCGCCCGAGGUGCCUAGGCUGGCCGUGCCCGUGCCGCGGGCGCCAGGGCGCGCGCCAGACCGCGCCGAGCGCUCAGCCAUCGAGACUUGGGGGGAACUUGCACGCGACCUGCUAGCAAGCCGCGAGGUGGACGAGGGGUCCGACGCCACGGACCCCGAGAUGCCGGAGCUGGAGCCGCUGCCCGUGGUGCGUUUCCCGGACACGCCGCCGGGCACGCCAAGGGGCGGCGUGGAGUGGGAGGGGCUCUCCAUGGACGCCGGAUCCCUGCGGGUGCCGCCCCCUCUGGAGGAGCUCUCCGAGGAGGAGGUCGCCGCGGAGCAGGCGCUGUGCGAGGCGGAGGCCAUGUUGAACGAGAUGGACCUUUCCGAUGGCUGCGGGGAGGGCGACGACGGGCCGCUGUUAGAGCGGGCCGUGGAGCACAUCCGCGCGGCCGUGCGCGAGGGCUCACGGGCGACCGUGGAGGGAGCCGUGGGGCUGCUGCUUGUGCUCUUCAGGGGCACCACGGCGGCGUGCCUGAGGCCGAUCGUGCACGCACUGGCAGCCUGCGAGGAAUUUCCCGCCGACCUCGCUGGCAAGGCCGCCAAAUUGGUGAUGCUGAGGCCAGAGUGGCCCAACCGCGACGAGCGGGUGCGUGAGCUCUGCGCCAAUAUCGCGAAGGCCAGCUCUCUCGAGGUCGUGACAGCGUGCCUGGACCUGGUACCGCGCAAGCAUUCCUCGGAGAUGCUGGGCUUCAGCUGGCUGCUGGAGCCGCUGUCCGACGAGCUGAUCGUCGAGUUCCAGGUGGGCGAUCGUGUCAUCGCCCUCGAGGACAUGACCACCGAUUCCAGGCAGGGCGUCGAGCUCAAGAAGGGCCACGAGGGCGAGAUACGAGAGAUCGAUGAGGACGGGGACCUCUCGAUCCGCUUCAGGGACGUUGAGAAGCGGCAGUGGGUGUUUGCCAGGCACGUGGACAGGCUGGGGCUCAAGAGCGGCCGGCACGAGGGCCUGUGCUGUGCAGUGACGCUCCUCUGCGACGACGCGGGAGGGCCGCCGCUGUGUGCGGCCUCUGCCAGGCAGCUGCUCAUGAGCUACGCUGGCCGGGUGGGCAUGCCCGCGCUGCAGAGGGUGUCCCAGGACGAGCUCCUGGCACAGAAGGCGCGCAGGGCGAAGGUGCGGGAGACCCUCAGGAAGCUCAAAAGCUACCAGAGCGUUUCGGCCUCUGAGUAG
Messenger RNA from Prorocentrum cordatum, 1506 nucleotides. NCBI's taxonomy places the organism in Eukaryota, Dinophyceae, Prorocentrales, Prorocentraceae. The record is from the annotation of a GenBank genome assembly.